Messenger RNA from Drosophila montana, 4948 nucleotides. RefSeq names its product protein tyrosine kinase 2 Fak (gene Fak). Lineage: Eukaryota; Metazoa; Arthropoda; Insecta; Diptera; Drosophilidae. Gene Ontology annotation, cellular component: cytoskeleton; focal adhesion. The coding region runs from base 109 to 4656 and encodes 1515 amino acids. The transcript has 19 exons. The record is from RefSeq and is a predicted model, not a curated record. Gene Ontology annotation, biological process: protein phosphorylation; signal complex assembly. Gene Ontology annotation, molecular function: ATP binding; protein tyrosine kinase activity.
UUUUUAGAAAAUACCUGUGAUUGAAUAUAUGUAAAUAAACUGGGUUGCAUACUUUUAUAGGUGGUGAAUUUUUUGUAAAAAUCGCCUACAGAGCGGUAAAUUUGGAACAUGAACACCGCAGAAGUCAACCAAAGCGAUCAGCCGCACAGGAACAAUGGAUCCCAAUAUGAAGAUUAUGUUCUUCAUGUGCACAUGCCAAACAAGAGUUUCAAAUCAAUAGCCUUUCAUAAAACUGAAACGGUAUUCCACAUUAUCCGGAAAACAGUUGAAGAGUUUGGCAAGGACGGACAACCGCCGCCGAGCAUUCAGCGAUAUGCAUGUCGAAUGUUGAAUGUCAUAACCAAAGAAGUACUAUGGUUAGCUAGGACAACAUCAAUGGACAAGGUCUUGUCGCACAUACUAUCACCCGGGUGCUCAAAUGUAGAUUGUCCAAACAACGACCCAAUAAAAGCAGAUCUUGCAGAAGGCAAAGACACGCAUCUUGGGCGGCGAUCCGUUAUCACAGGUGUCUGGCGUGUGGAGUUGCGCGUGCGAUAUGUCCCCCAUAAAAUUCAAGACUUAUUCGACGAAGACAAAACUACUUGCUUUUAUUUUUUUGAUCAGGUAAAGGACGAUUAUAUUCAAUCAAAUAUAACUUCCGUUGACGCUGAUGUAGCAGUUCAACUAUGCUGUUUGGGUAUACGCCAUUACUUCAAAAACAUAACGUUGAAAGCUCCAGAUAAGAAGCAACACAUCGAUUACAUUGAGAAGGAAAUUGGGUUUAAAUGUUUUAUUCCUCAAUCUGUGAUAAGCACAACAAAGCCAAAGAAUCUGAAGAAAAUGAUACAGGUCGGAUACAAGAAGGUCUACAAUUACAAUGACAUUGAGUACUUGACAAAGUUUUUCGAUCUUCUCAAAAGCUUUUAUUUAACCGAUUUCGAACAAUUUUCUGUAACCUUGAGCUCUGCUUGGAAUAUAUCAGGAAUCCUGCAUGUUGGUCCGCAUAUUGGAAUCUCUUACCAGACACACCCACAAGCAAGUUUAAGGAAUGUAGCACAGUUUAAAGAUGUCGUUUCUAUUAAAACCUGCGCUCUUCCAAAAGAAAAAGCAUCCAAUGAACUUGAGUUACAAAAUUUAAAAUGCAAUUGCCGAAAAAUUAAAACUCAAAUCAAAAUUUCUGCAUCUAAUAUUACGGAAGAUUUGAUUAUAACAUGCAAUGGAGUAAAUACCGCUGAAAGUAUUGCCGAUCUGAUUGAUGGUUAUUGCAGGCUACUAACGAAAGAUCUAGGAUUUACAGUUUGGGAACGGGAAACAGACUUAGGAGGAAAUGUAAAAAUCUCACCAAAUGCAUCUAACGCUUUGCCAGAUGAUCGAACUUCGUCGUCUCCGACUAAAAGUAAGCCUAUGCUUACGGAUGAUUAUGCUGAAAUCGGAUUAUUAGAAGGGGAGGGUGAUUACUCUACACCCACAGUGCGCAAUUACGAGCUUGAUCGAUCUCAAAUAGUUCUAAGUGCGAAAAUUGGGGUCGGUCAGUUUGGAGAUGUUUAUGUUGGAACAUAUACGGUUCCAAUAUCAGCUAAACCGAAAAAUAAAAGGAACGAGAGUUCUUCAAAUAAUAUCGAUGCCAAAUAUGAUGUAAUGCAAGUAGCCGUUAAGACAUGUAAAACAAACGAGAAUCCAGAAAAGACAGAAAAUUUUCUUGCCGAAGCAUAUAUAAUGCAGAAGUUCGAUCAUCCACAUAUUAUCCGGUUGAUUGGUAUUUGCAGUUUAACGCCCAUUUGGAUAGUAAUGGAAUUAGCUAAGCUCGGUGAAUUGCGCGCGUACUUAAAAGCCAACAGUGAGAGAUUAAGUCACGGAACUUUGCUUAAAUAUUGCUACCAACUGUCAACAGCGCUCAGCUAUUUAGAAUCUAAGAAAUUCGUUCACAGAGAUAUUGCGGCGCGAAACGUUCUUGUGAGCACACCAACUUGUGUGAAGCUGGCUGAUUUUGGAUUGUCGCGCUGGGUUUCUGACCAGUCCUAUUAUCACUCAACUCCCACAGUUGCACUGCCCAUUAAAUGGAUGUCCCCCGAGUCAAUCAAUUUUCGAAGAUUCACUACAGCUAGUGAUGUGUGGAUGUUUGGUGUUUGCAUUUGGGAGAUACUUAUGCUAGGUGUUAAACCAUUUCAAGGCGUGAAAAAUAGUGACGUCAUCACAAAGCUGGAAAAUGGGGAGAGAUUGCCAUUGCCACCGAACUGUCCGCCCAGACUAUACUCACUUAUGUCUCAGUGCUGGGCUUACGAACCGCUGAAAAGGCCGAAUUUUAAACGGAUAAAGGAAACCCUUUAUGAAAUUUUAUUAGAAGACAGUAUGAACUCAUCUGAGACAAUGAGAAGGGAGCACCGUCGACUUGCAGGUGUAUCUUGGAUUGGCACUGAAGACAGCGACAUUCCUCCAUUAAAGCCAUCCCGAACAGUAAAUGACACUGAUAUUCCAAGCAUAUUGAAUACGUCAGAGGAAAACAGGACUCUACCCCAGACCUAUAUUAUUGCCCAAAAUCCGGCUGUGCUCGCCAGAUUAAUGAUGGAGAAUCAAAAGCGAGGCAUAAAUCCUGCAGCCUACACCACACCCGCUUCGGUAUUUAAUACUUUAGCCGUAGGAAUAGAUUCCAGUAAAUCGAAUCAUUCGCUUAAAACUACUAAGCUCCCCGCAGCGGAGCUCCUAAAACUCGAUCCUGUCGCUGAUUCAGAUAAACUUCAAAAUCAAUUUCCAAUAACCAGCACCUCUUCUCAAAAUCUUUAUCCAUCUUCAUCACCUGUAAUUAGUUCUUUUGACUCGACCUUUAUACCAGCAUAUUUACACCCUAUGAAUAUUAGGCCUCAGCCGGUAUCAGGAUAUGUGUCAGAGAAUUUGCCACUGAAAAAUAACUUUAUACUAAGUGCACCAAACACGGAUGAUUUCCACAUGAAUCAAGUGCAGAUGGACAGCAAAUCUGGCAACCCAACGGCUAGGGUCGCAGGUUAUAGUCUUUAUGGCAGUCUCGAACGGCACCAACCACAGAUGGAUAAGCCGAUGCACUCAAAGGGUGGAAGUCUGGAGCGUCAUCAAUCGUUAAUGGCAGCGCAAAACAUGAUUUUUCACAAACAAGGCACGAGUUUUUCAGAGCGUUCCAGGGGCAUGGAACGCAAGAGUCAGUGCCAUGCAUAUCGUCAACAAAUGAAAACAUCAACCGAAUGCGAGUCUCUGCCCGAAGAAAUCUACGACUUUGGCGGGGUUGGCCUAAAAACCUGUGUGUCUGUGAAAGAAAACGCCCAUUCGGUCUCAUUAUUUAAUGCAUCCGCAAUAAAUUCGAAUAUAAUCGGGCAAGAAUACAAAUGCCCUCAGAGCUUCGGCGGAAAGCAAAGCGGCUUAUGCACUAAAACUUCAUUAAACGACUUACAAGAAAUUCCACGAGAGUGGGAGCCGCAGUGGACAACGGUUGCUACGCUAAGAACAGCUACGGUUGAUCCUAAGAACGAUAAUUUGGAAGGAGCAGCUUGUAUUCAAAUAAAUUCAGAUGUGGGAAAUCAGACCAUUCCCAAACCAAUUGGUGAACAAUUGUGGCAACAACGCAAGGACAGCAAUAGCGAUGGUGAAUGGCUGUAUCAGGAAGAACUGGUCAGAAAGAGAUCCAGUCCAAUACCAGGUGAAGUUGAAACCGAGGUUUUGAUAAAACAUCAGAAUUUUAAACCUGAUUUGAUUUCAGAAGGCACAAUAGGCUUUCCUGAUUGUUCGAAUUCGAAGACAAGGCCAAAAAUACCCAGCGCAAAUGUAUUUUCACUUAAGCUUAAUAACUCGCCAUCGGAUCACACGGUAUCUUUGGCAGCAGAAGAAAGCUUAAAGUCUAGAAAUAGCGAAAAUCAAGAUUCUACUCGACCAAUAAAUCGAACAAACGAUGAGGUGUACUGUGCUACAACCGCAGUUGUAAAGUCAAUAAUGGUACUUUCUCAAGGCGUUGAAAAGGCGCACAUUGAUGGUUACUUGCAUUUGGUCAAAAAUGUCGGGGUCGAGCUAAGGAACCUUCUCAAAUCAGUUGAUAAUAUAUCAAUACUAUUUCCGGCCCAAGCCUUGAAAGAGGUAGAGAUGGCGCACAAAGUUCUUUCCAAAGAUAUGCAUGAUUUAGUGUCAGCAAUGCGGUUAGCACAUCAAUACAAUGAUACUACUCUGGAUAACGAAUAUCGAAAGAGUAUGCUGUCGGCUGCACACAUCUUGGCCAUGGAUGCGAAGAAUCUUUUCGAUGUAGUUGAUUCAAUAAGGAAUAGAUAUCAAACUAUUUCAAUGACAAACACAAACAAGCUUGCCAGAAAAGAAUCAAGUAGUUCGUUAAACUGUGAAUCCGCCCAAUCGCCUCCCGAUAAUGGCUCAGCCGCAUCACCUCUUUCUAUUGCUGCUGAACCGAUUGCAAAGUGUAUUGCUGACAUUAGUCUAUACGACAAUGAAAACAUGCACCAAGGCUUUAAUAUGCAAAAUUUACAAUCUGCUAGUUGCAGUGGUAUCGUUGGUGAAGGAAAAACUAAAGGCACCCUACAUAGAGGAAAUGAUAUUAGCCAUGAGACAACAGGAAAUUCAAAUGAGCCGUUAAAAAUAAUUGAAGACACAUUAAAUAAUCCGGGCGAGCACAUGUAUUGUAAUACAUCCACCUUACAUGGCCACGCAUAAAUCAAAAAAAGGUUCUAUCCUAUUUGUUCUUAAGAUAGUAUAUGCUAACAUUCUGUGUAUAUAACAAACCAAAAUAAGUAUGUAAUUAUGCAGGUGUUUUUUUCACAAAUGCGAAAUUCAUCUCAAGAACUCAUACAUACAUAUAUAUUGCAAGUUCAUACAAAAUGACGAACACUCAACGUCGGCCGGCCGCAAUGAAAUGCAUUAUUAAAUCGUCAAGUAGUCAAAAUACUUUAAGAAGUAAAACGUGUUUCUGUAAUUGAAAAAUGAAUAAAUAAAUACGUAAAACAUU